Molecule: messenger RNA, 2344 nt
Organism: Erigeron canadensis
Lineage: Eukaryota; Viridiplantae; Streptophyta; Magnoliopsida; Asterales; Asteraceae
Product: dammarenediol II synthase-like
Exons: 16
Coding region: 71-2344 (757 amino acids)
Biological process (GO): triterpenoid biosynthetic process
Cellular component (GO): lipid droplet
Molecular function (GO): beta-amyrin synthase activity
Source: RefSeq, a predicted model, not a curated record
UAUAAUAGGACUUUCCUUUGCGUAAUCUUUGUUUGUUUGGUUUUUUUUUGCAGAUCGAAGAAAAUCAAGAAUGUGGGAAUUAAAGAUAUCAGAAGGGAAUGGGCCCUACUUGUAUAGCACAAACAACUUCGUUGGUAGACAACUUUGGGAAUUUAAUCCGAAUGGGGGAACUUCAGAUGAAAAAGCAGAAAUUGAAAGAGUUCGCCAAAACUACAAAGUAAAUAGAAAAAAUGGAGGAUUCCAUGCAUGCGGUGAUCUCCUCGCGCAUAUGCAGCUAAUAAAAGAGAGUGGAAUCGAUGUUACAAGCAUAGCUCCAAGAAGACUAACGCAAGAUGAAGAAGUAAACUUUGAAGCCAUAACGACCGCAGUUAAGAAAGCGGUCAGACUGCAUUGUGCAAUCCAAGCGCACGACGGCCACUGGCCUGCUGAAAAUGCCGGCCCUAUGUUUUUCACUCCCCCACUUUUGAUUGCUUUAUACAUUAGUGGUACCAUCAACACUGUCUUGAGUGGCGAACACAGGUUUGAGAUGAUACGCUAUUUCUACAAUCAUCAAAAUGAAGAUGGGGGAUGGGGAUUUUAUAUUGAUGGUGAAAGUACGAUGAUGGGAUCCGUAAUGAAUUACAUAGCCUUACGCAUACUAGGAGAGGGAGAAACUGAUGGUGAUGGUGCAAUAACUAUAGCGCGUAAGUGGAUACUUGAUCAUGGAGGCGCAACUUCUAUUCCCUCUUGGGGAAAAGUUUAUCUUUCGGUUCUUGGAGUCUAUGAAUGGGCGGGUUGCAACCCGUUGCCCCCAGAAUUUUGGCUUUUCCCAACUGCAUUUCCUUUUCAUCCUGCUGAGAUGUGGUGCUACUGUCGGACAACCUACAUGCCAAUGUCAUAUCUGUAUAGGAGAAAAAUCCAAGGACCAAUCACACAUCUUGUAUUAUCAUUACGCAAAGAAAUUCAUAGCACCCCUUAUGAGGAAAUUGAUUGGAAUAAGCAACGGAAUAAUUGUUGCAAGGAGGACUUGUUCUACCCACAUUCAUUUCUUCAAAAUGCACUGUGGCAUAGUCUCCACUACGUUAUGGAGCCCGUUCUUAAAUACUGGCCAUUUUCUACACUACGACAAAAAUCUCUCAAAAGAGUUGUUGAACUUAUGCGCUAUGAAUCUGAACAAACUAGAUACAUGACAAUAGGAUGCGUUGCAAAAAGUCUCCAAAUGAUGUGUUGGUGGGCAGAGAAUCAAAAUGGAGAUGAGUUCAAAUAUCACCUUGCCAGACUACCCGAUUACUUAUGGAUUGCAGAAGAUGGAAUGACGAUGCAAAGUUUUGGUAGUCAACUGUGGGAUUGUGCUCUCGCAACUCAAGCAAUUAUUGCAAGUCAAAUGACCGAGGAAUACGCUGAUUGUCUUCAGAAAGCACACUCCUACAUAAUAGAAUCACAGGUCAAAGAAAAUCCAGCAGGAGAUUUUAGUAACAUGUGUAGGCAGUUUACAAAAGGGUCAUGGACCUUUUCAGAUCAAGAUCAUGGGUGGACUGUCUCGGACUGCACAGCUGAAGCUCUAAUGUGUCUACUCUUAUUAUCAAAAACGCCGAAAGCAACUACUGGAGAAAAAGAUGAUGUUUCCCGACUAUAUGACGCAGUGAAUGUGCUUCUUUACAUGCAAAGUCCAGUAAGUGGAGGAUUUUCUGUUUGGGAGCCACCAAUUCCAAAACCAUUUCUACAGCUUUUGAAUCCUUCAGAGGUGUUUGCAGAUAUUAUAGUUGAGAAAGAGCAUGUGGAGACAACAUCCUCAAUCAUUGUAGCUUUGGUAGAAUUCAGACGUAUCCACCCACGACAUAGGGAGAAUGAAAUAGCACUUUCCAUUUCAAAAGGAAUACGAUUUAUAGAGGAAAGACAACGGGAUGAUGGUUCAUGGUAUGGCUAUUGGGGAGUAUGCUUUAUAUAUGGAACAUUCUUUGCCUUAAGGGGUUUAGGUUCAGCCGGAAUGACAUAUGACAACAAUGAAGCAGUUCGGAAAGGUGUGAAGUUCUUACUUUCAAUACAGAACGAAGAAGGUGGGUGGGGAGAGAGCCACAAGUCUUGUCCUACCGAGAUAUACACACCGUUGGAUGGAAAACGAACAAAUUAUAUGCAGACAUCAUGGGCUAUGCUUGGUCUUAUGUUUGGUGGACAGGCGGAAAGAGACCCAUCGCCUUUACAUAAAGCAGCAAAGUUGUUGAUUAACGCUCAGACGGCUAAAGGAGAUUUUCCUCAGCAGGAAAUUGGGGGAGUUUAUAUGAAGAAUUGUCUGCUGUUAUAUGCACUACACAGGAACAUUUUUCCACUCUGGGCGCUUGCAGAAUAUCGUAAACGUCUUUGGUAG